Messenger RNA from Achroia grisella, 438 nucleotides. RefSeq lists its product as uncharacterized. The record is from RefSeq and is a predicted model, not a curated record. Lineage: Eukaryota; Metazoa; Arthropoda; Insecta; Lepidoptera; Pyralidae. The transcript has 2 exons. Bases 137 to 433 code for a protein of 98 amino acids.
UUGACCUCAUAUACUCGCAUAAUGAGUAAUUGACGCAUUGUGAUUCGUUGAUUCGUUAGUUGCUUCCACCUUUUAGAAGUACAAGUGAGGUCUUGAAGUUAUUUAUUAUUUAAUUUAUACAAACUUCUUUUCCAAAAUGAAGCGCAUUUUAUUAUUGUCGGUUUAUGUAGUGGUUUAUUUAAUAGUGAAUACAGUUGCAUUACCUAAAGAUAGCAGUGUUCUUAAAACGGAAGAUGUGCAGAGUCAUUAUGACUCACCCAACAAGAUAGAUCGAUUGGGUUCCGAAGAAGUUCUUGAAACUGAACCGAGACUUCCAAACCGUGUUCCAUGUGAUUUUGAAGAAGCAACAGAGGAUACUAUAUGUCAGGAACAUUGCUUGCCGAAAGGAUACUCAUAUGGACUUUGCAUUAGCAAAACCUGCAGCUGCGUCUAAUAAUU